This is a messenger RNA of Mangifera indica (mango), 1755 nucleotides long. Its product is annotated as arabinosyltransferase RRA3-like. Lineage: Eukaryota; Viridiplantae; Streptophyta; Magnoliopsida; Sapindales; Anacardiaceae. The record is from RefSeq and is a predicted model, not a curated record. The transcript is spliced from 2 exons. Gene Ontology annotation, molecular function: glycosyltransferase activity. Bases 292 to 1569 code for a protein of 425 amino acids. Gene Ontology annotation, biological process: root hair cell development.
AUGUACACACAAUUAUUCCACCUAAUUCAAAGUUCUUUUAUGAUGCUUUAAUAGUUGCUCUGCAAUCACCGCUCCUCUCUCUUUUCUUGGUUCAGAAAUCUCUGUUGCAUCCAAUGCCAUAAGCAGAAAUAAGAAACUAGAGUUUUAGCUACUGGUUCACUUAAUUCUCCCCAAAUAUUUCUGUUGAGCUCAAUUCAAAGAUCUAUCAAAACCCUUCAUUCAUUCAUUCAUUUCAUGCCAAGAACGGGAAAGUUUUUUUCGUAAAAACUAUUAACUGAGAUUUGUAAAGAAAUGGCAGGUCGUAGAGAUAAAGUCCCAUCAAUUCGCGGAUCUCGAAUAGCCGUAGCCAUUUUGAUCGGAGUUCUUUUCGGAUGCGUCUUCGCUUUCUUGUUUCCUCAAGGUUUCUUCAGCUCCCAUCCACCCAUCCAAAAUCAUCGAACAGUCAAAUCCAAUUUACAGAGCGGAUCUUCUUGUGAGUCACCAGAGCGGGUUAACAUGCUGAAGUCAGAUAUAGCAUCACUAACUGAUAGGAAUGUUGAGUUGAAGAAGCAGGUCAGGGUGCUUACUGAAAAGCUACGGUUGGCUGAACAAGGUAAAGAUCAUGCACAAAAGCAGGUAAUGGUAUUGGGUGAACAACACAAAGCUGGGCCUUUUGGAACAGUUAGGGCUUUGAGAACUAAUCCGACUGUUAUUCCUGAUGAAUCUGUGAAUCCAAGAUUGACAAAGAUCUUGGAGGAAGUUGCUGUUGGAAAAGAACUUAUAGUUGCACUUGCAAAUUCAAAUGUGAAGACUAUGUUAGAAGUCUGGUUCAGCAACAUUAAGAAAGCAGGUAUUAUUAAUUACCUAGUUGUAGCAUUAGAUGAGCAUAUUGCAGAAUUCUGCAAAACAAAUGACGUUCCAGUGUAUAAGAGAGAUCCAGAUGAGGGUAUUGAUUCAGUUGCUAGGACAGGAGGUAACCAUGCUGUCUCUGGACUGAAGUUCCGUAUCUUGAGGGAGUUUCUGCAGCUUGGUUACAGUGUUCUUCUCUCUGAUGUUGAUAUAGUUUACUUGCAGAACCCUUUUGAUUAUCUUUAUCGGGACUCAGAUGUGGAGUCUAUGUCUGAUGGUCACAAUAAUAUGACAGCAUAUGGCUAUAAUGAUGUCUUUGAUGAACCAUCCAUGGGGUGGGCACGAUAUGCUCAUACAAUGAGGAUAUGGGUCUACAACUCUGGUUUCUUUUAUAUAAGACCUACAAUACCUUCAAUUGAGCUUUUGGAUCGUGUAGCUGAACGACUGUCUAAGGGAAAGGCAUGGGACCAAGCAGUUUUUAAUGAAGAGCUUUUUUUCCCUUCACAUCCCGGUUAUACUGGGCUUCAUGCUUCGAAGAGAACUAUGGAUUACUAUCUAUUCAUGAAUAGCAAGGUCCUCUUCAAGACAGUGAGGAGAGAUGAUAAACUGAAAAAGUUGAAGCCAGUAAUCAUUCAUGUAAAUUACCAUCCUGAUAAAUUGCCAAGAAUGCAAGCAAUUGUAGAAUACUAUGUGAAUGGCAAGCAAGAUGCACUAGACGCUUUUCCAGAUGGUUCUGAAUGAUAGAAUUAGAGCUAAGAUCCAGCUAUUGUCAGCUAAAGAAUUAUACUGCUAGUUCAAAUUUAUUUUACUUCUGUAAGCAAUCUGAGAUAUUUUCUUGGUCACUUUCCCUGGUUGUUCCUCUGAAGUUUUCUUUUGUAUUCGACUUGGGUUAUUUUCUCUAAUUGAGGAUGUUGUUGUCUUUCAUCA